Molecule: messenger RNA, 1519 nt
Organism: Cucurbita pepo subsp. pepo (vegetable marrow)
Lineage: Eukaryota; Viridiplantae; Streptophyta; Magnoliopsida; Cucurbitales; Cucurbitaceae
Product: RGG repeats nuclear RNA binding protein A
Cellular component (GO): nucleus; cytoplasm
Molecular function (GO): mRNA binding
Source: RefSeq, a predicted model, not a curated record
CAGCCUCAUCUUUGCGGCGUGGCUAGGGUUUUCUUUUACCCAAUUCUUCAAUUUCUGAUUUUCACACUCAUUUCCUCUCACUCCGUUUCCAUACCUCAAAUUACUUUCCAAAUUUGUAUUGCUAUCUUCAAUCGGCUGUUCUUUAUGGAUUGUAAUAAUUUCUGAAGAAUUUUCGUUCAGUGAGUUGAUUUUCACUUUGCAGUUGGUCGUCUGCGUGUGAGUUGCAGUUCUAGAUUGAACGGAUAUGGCAACCAUGAAUCCUUUUGAUCUCCUCGUCGACGAUGACAACGAGGACCCUAAUCAGCUCGUUUCUGCACAGCGGUCCGCUCCGGCUGUCCCGUCCAAGAAGGCUCCUUCUCUGGCUCAACCUGCAAAACCGGCUAACCUUCCUUCCAAGCCGCUCCCUCCUGCUCAGGCUGUAAGGGAAUCAAAGAAUGAGAAUAGCCGUGGUCGUGGAGGUGGACGUGGCUUUGGACGAGGGCGUGGUGGUGGAGGAUUCAAUAGAGACUCAGCCAACAAUGAAAACGGUGGCAAGAAUGGAUUCUCUGAUCGUUACCAGGCUCCUGAGGAUGGUGAAAAGGCAACUGAAAGGCGUGGUUAUGGUGGUCCCCGUGGUUCCUUCCGAGGUCCUCGUCGUGGUGGCUUCAGCAAUGGGGAAACGGAAGAAGGUGAACAGCCCCGAAGAGUGUAUGAACGUCGCAGUGGAACUGGACGUGGCAAUGAGUUUAAGCGUGAUGGGGCUGGUCGUAGGAACUGGGGAGCUCCUGGUGAUGAAAUCGCCCCGGACGUGGAAGAGCCUGUCGCUGAGAACGAGAAGAAUGUUGCACCAGAGCAACAAUUGGGAGAGGAUGGCGCCGUUGAUGAUAACAACAAAGAGGAGGCCGCGAAGGAAGCAGAGGAGAAGGAGCCUGAGGAUAAGGAGAUGACCCUGAAAGAGUAUGAGAAGCUCCGUGAAGAGAGUAGGAAACUGCUGGCAAAAACCGAGUUGAGAAAGGCCGAGGUCGAUGAGGAACUAGAGAACAUGCAGCAGCUUUCCUGCAAAAAGAGCAACGACGAAAUCUUCGCCAAACUGGGUUCUGAUAAGGAUAAGCGCAAGGACAUUGCGGACAAGGAGGAAAAAGCUAAGAAAUCUGUGACUAUAACCGAGUUCCUGAAGCCCGCUGAAGGCGAGAGGUACUACAACCCGGGUGGUCGAGGUCGAGGACGUGGGCGAGGAGGAUCUAGAGGUGGAUUCAACAACGGAAGCAACAGAAUGACUGUGGCGGCGGCGGCGGCGGCCCCGUCAAUUGAAGAUCAGGGGCAGUUCCCUUCAUUGAUGAGUGCUAAGUGAGAAGUUAUUUUGGUAACUACAUUUUAAAAAAGUUUAUUGAUGAGAUUAUAUUAUAUUAUAUGAGAUCAGGAUUUUUGAGUUACAACUAAACUGGUAUGAACAGGAUAUUCUGCUAUAUGUAGUGUAAAUCAUGGAUGUUGUGUCUUGAACGCUCUUUUAAGUUAUGCAUCAAUUUUGAUUUUUGUUGAA